Paramecium pentaurelia is the source of this 339-nucleotide messenger RNA. The record is from the annotation of a GenBank genome assembly. NCBI's taxonomy places the organism in Eukaryota, Ciliophora, Oligohymenophorea, Peniculida, Parameciidae.
AUGAAAAUUAUUCUCUAGAUUUUUUGGACUAUUUAUAGAUUUGCAGAGAAAUGGAGUAUUUUAAUUGUUAUUAUCUAUUUACUUGCAUUUCCUUUGAUAUCUGGAAUUUAUUCUUUAAUUGAAGAUGUUAUGAAUUAUCAAUAUAAAUCUAUAUAGUUAAAAGACCAUUAAUAAUCAAUAUUUUCAUUUCUCCCAUUUAUUUAGUUCACUCUUUUUAUUUUAUAUCAUUUUGGAACCAAUUAUGAUGUUCUUAAGAAUAAUUAUUUUGAAACAUAUCACUUUAUAAAUGAGAAAUUAUGCUAUUAAUCCAUUGUAUUGCCAUGUGUAUUUUUUUGUUGA